AUGUCCAAAAAAUUUUCCCACAAAAAUUUAUUUUCAAUAGUAACCCACACAUCAAAACUGACCAAAUACUCUAGCCUGUUAUGCCUAACACUUCAGAAUGUUGCUCUCAUCAUAGCUAUGAGAUACUCAAGAAUGCGACACGGCGACAAAUACAUAAUGACAACUGCCGUCGUUGCUGCCGAAACCUUAAAAUUCGUCAGCUGUCUGUUGAUAAUCCUCAUACAGGAGGGUUCGUAUUCGGGCUGGGUGAGGCACCUUCACACCAACAUCAUCAAGCAGCCGCUCGACUGCCUGAAAAUAUCUGUACCUGGAAUUAUUUACAUGGUUCAGAAUAAUCUGCUGUAUAUCGCUGUUGCUAAUUUAGAAGCGGCCACGUUUCAGGUUGUAUACCAGUUGAAGAUCUUAACUACCGCCUUGUUCAGUGUAUCGAUGUUAGGGAAACAACUGAGGGGGGUCCAGUGGAUCUCCCUGUUCAUUCUAUUUGCCGGAGUGUCCAUGAUAAUCCACAUGCAAGCCAAUGAAAGCAAACAACUGCAUAAAUUAUCAGACCAUGUGACGUCGAAAAGCGCGAUUCUCGCGGACGAAGUUAAACGAUUAAAAGACCCGAAAUCAGCGCAAAACCCUUUGCUGGGAAUCGUAGCCGUCCUAAUCUCGUGCGUGCUAUCCGGAUUCGCCGGGGUCUACUUCGAGCGACUCCUGAAAAACACGCCGCAAUCCUUAUAUAUCCGAAACGUGCAGUUGGGAGCGUUCGGCGUACUCACGGGACUCGUUACGGUAAUAGUAUUCGACUCGAAAGAAAUUAGCGAGAAAGGUUUCUUCUUCGGUUACGAUUUCGUCGUCGUCCUGCUUAUUGUGCUGCAGUCAGUGGGUGGCAUUUUAGUGGCCGUGGUCGUAAAAUACGCCGAUAACAUCUUGAAAGGAUUUGCCACAUCGGCAGCCAUAGUGGUCUCCUGCAUCGUGUCCAUUGUUUUCUUCGAUUUUCAACCGUCUUCCACGUUUUUGGUGGCCACUGUCCUGGUCAUCUGGUCUGUCUACAUGUACAACUCGGGCACUUUAACGAUCUUUGGCUACUCUGCAGCUAGAAAAAGCGUCCAAAAUGUAUAAUAAAUCUUUAUUUCGUUUUUGUAACUAUUUUACUAGCUAUCUAUUAGUCGUCUUCCUUUAAGAUUUUUAGGUUUUUCGUUGAUUAAACUACAUUUUUUUGCCAAUUUGGUUGGUUUUAUUUAUUUUCAUUGGGUUCUCAUUUACUCACACACACACACACACACAUAUAUAUAUAUAUAUCAGGAUACUAUGCAGUAUAUUUUUUCUAUGUACAAAAUUUGAUAAAUAUCAUAUCAUCAUCAUCAAUAUUAUUAGUAUUAUUUUAUUAUUAUUAUUAUUGUUGUUGUUGUUUAUUUUUAUUAUUAAUGUUGUUAUUAUCAAUGUAAUUACUAUAAUGAUAGUAAUUUA
Molecule: messenger RNA, 1452 nt
Organism: Helobdella robusta
Lineage: Eukaryota; Metazoa; Annelida; Clitellata; Rhynchobdellida; Glossiphoniidae
Exons: 6
Coding region: 1-1104 (367 amino acids)
Biological process (GO): pyrimidine nucleotide-sugar transmembrane transport
Cellular component (GO): Golgi membrane
Molecular function (GO): UDP-galactose transmembrane transporter activity
Source: RefSeq, a predicted model, not a curated record